CUGACUUGUUAUUCUAUCAUGGACAUCUCAUGGCUGUUCCAGACCCCCGUAGAGAACGUCGCCUUGAACCAAGCCCUGAACGCUCUCCCCCCCGGGUUUGACAAUGUCUCGGCUGUGUUCCUGCAGAGCAUGCCUGUUCUGCCCGAAUGGAACAGUCCUGGGAUCAAAUCCUCCUUCUACGAGAUCGAGACCACCGACCCUAUCGUCUCGUCUGUGCUGGCCGCCGUGCGAGAAGCAGACUUCAUCGCCUGGGAUGCCUCGUUCUUCGACCUGAUGGGUCCGCAGGCCCGUCUCGAGCGCAUCCAGUCGUUUGAUAAGCCAGGCGUGCAUGAAGCCCCGGCGUUUGUCCCCGAGACCAACGAACUGGUCUAUUCCGACACUUCUGCUGUAGGCUGGCUAUGGGCUAUCAAUGUCGAUACUCACGAGACCCGCCACAUCUAUACUUCACCUCCACUGUAUAAUGUGAACGGCGCCCGGUACCACGCAGGAAAGGUAUAUCUAGCGACCAACGGAGGCGCCCGUCGAGGCAUCUACGAGCUCGACAUGGCCGACCACAGCGUGACGGCGAUGGUGAACAACUACCGGGGCCGCCAUCUCAACAGUCCCAACGAUCUGAUCUUCGACUCAGCCGGGAACAUGUGGUUCACCGAUCCGCCGUACGGCUGGGCGCAGGCGUUGACCGACGUGCAGCCCCCAGAGGUGCCGAGCAGCAUCUAUUUCUUCAAUCGGACGACGAGGGCUCUCCGAGUGGCCUCGAACAAUGUCGCUCUCAUGCCGAACGGACUUGCGCUCUCGCCAGACGAGAAAACGCUGUACGUCGCCGACUCGAACUCGACCUCGGGCCGUCCCCUCCAGCAGCACGGAGACAGUCUGCGGAACGUGUGGGCGUUUGAUGUGCUGGAGCAUUCCUUGUUGGCGAACCCACGGCUCAUCCAUCAGACGGAGAGCGGCUGGCCGGAUGGACUGCAGGUGUCGCGCGGCGGCUUUCUCUUUGUCGCCGUGUAUGGCGGCGUGGACGUGUUGGAUGCGCAGUCGGGCGUGCUGCUGGGGAGGAUCAAUACGGCGGGGGAUAUCGUCUUCAACCUCGAUCGGGGCGAGGGAGUCUGGCUGUUGACGGGGGAGAAGUAUGUCUACAAGGUGGUAAUGAGGGAGGUGUAACAGGAUAU
This is a messenger RNA of Penicilliopsis zonata CBS 506.65, 1166 nucleotides long. RefSeq lists its product as hypothetical. The transcript is spliced from 3 exons. The record is from RefSeq and is a predicted model, not a curated record. Bases 19 to 1158 code for a protein of 379 amino acids. NCBI's taxonomy places the organism in Eukaryota, Fungi, Ascomycota, Eurotiomycetes, Eurotiales, Aspergillaceae.